Carcharodon carcharias (great white shark) is the source of this 4030-nucleotide messenger RNA. Its product is annotated as synaptopodin. Gene Ontology annotation, biological process: positive regulation of actin filament bundle assembly. Lineage: Eukaryota; Metazoa; Chordata; Chondrichthyes; Lamniformes; Lamnidae. Gene Ontology annotation, cellular component: Z disc; nucleus; actin cytoskeleton. The record is from RefSeq and is a predicted model, not a curated record. Gene Ontology annotation, molecular function: actin binding. The coding region runs from base 949 to 3867 and encodes 972 amino acids. The transcript is spliced from 4 exons.
AUCAUGAAUAAGAUAUUUUAAUUCUGACAGGAGGGGAGAGACGCAAUUCUGUCUCUCUCUCUCUCUCUCUUUCUCGUUCGCUCUCCUGCUCUCUGAGCUCUGGUCAGAGCACCAACAAGCUCCUUCAACCCACAGGUGGUUAAAUAGGAACGUCUCGCAAGAAGGGGGAAGACCAUGGCCGGACGGCUAGUGGAGGGAUAAACGUGGAGGGGAAUGUAAGACACUUCCUUCCCACUGUCCACCAACGCCAACAGUUCUCCUUCAGAACAUUAAGGAAGGGGCUGCGUGGUCAAGAAUUGCGGGCCACCAUUAGCAUGACAUAUAGUGGACGGCACCUGCCUGACUUGAAGCUUUGCUACCUGUUGAGCGCAUCUUGCGGAGGGUCAAGACUGGUUAAAAUCUGAAUGGCUAUUUUCUUUUGGAAGAGAAAGAGAAACGCUUUCAUCUUUGGCCGGCUUCCUUAAUGUAACUAAAUCAGCGCAGCCGGGCUACAGAGUCAAGAAGAUCAGUCAGGCGUUGCUCAAGGAAGACAGGACACAAGGACACCAUUGCAAAUAAGUUUUGCUGACAACAAAAAGUAAAUAUUAUUCAAACCCCGUUCUUUUCGUUUUCCUCUUCUGAAGAUACUUAAAACAGAAUCUCUCUUGUCCGCUACCUGCAUAACUUUCCAACAAGCAGGAUUUGACUCUCACACGCUUUUUAAAUAAAUCUUCCAACAAUUGGGGGGUUGAGGGUUGAUCAGAGCCAUGUAUAUUUAAAGAUUAAAGUCAAAACUCGUACAACACACAACACCUGAGGGGAUUUACUUCAUGUUUUGCUUUAGGUUAUCCUUUACAAGCCUCCUAAAGCUGAACGCUAUCCAAACAUCUUUGAAGUGGUGAGACAUUCCAUCAACCUUGGCUUCCUGAAACUUCCAGCACCUACACCAAACUCGCAGGUGCCAGCCAGAUGCAGGUGGGGGCAGAUGUGCAUUCCUGCGGCUUUUUCACCCAGGCACCAGCUGAGCCAAAGGCGAGGUGGUAUCCGGGAGGGAACGGCUCACCGCCGCCCAUCACAGGCUGCCAGGGACAGGAGAACCGUCGGGGGAAUUGGGGAGAAGAGGAGGAAGGCACGACCAGAGACGUGGGCCUGGAUAAAGAAAAUGGCAUUGUCGAGAGCUGGGGGCCAAAUUCCACUUUCAGCGAGGUGGCUGUCAGGCAGCUGCCCUCUACCCUGAGGGAAGACGACUGCACCUUUAACAUUCUACCUGAACAAUGCACAGCAAUUAAGACUGAGUCAAGGGGCAAAGAUAAAUGCAGGGCUCCAAAGGUAGUGCCACCUGUAAUACAGGGUGUGGUUCCACAUCAGAGACCAGCAAGUCUCUGCCGCAGCCUAAGUGUGAGUGAGCAGGAAGCAAAGGACGCAAGAAUCCAGAGCCAGAGGAUUGCUGCCCAGCUGACCACCCCACCUAGUGCCAACUCCAAGGGGGUGCUGCUCUUCAACAAGCGCAAGAAGAGAGUUAACGAGUUCACCUUGACGAGCUACGGCCAGCAGGGGCCGUGGUCUGGAUUGGAGGUCAGCAGACCUGUUGAUGGAGAGGGCAGGGCUCCUGGGGACCAUCUAGCCAGGGCGCCAAGUGAAGGGCCGCAAGGCUUGGCAGACUCCCCAUCUUCAUCCGAGGAGACCAGCGUCCCGUACUUUGAGCAGAGGGUCAAGGGAGGCAACAUGGAGGCAGCAUUGACCGUCGGAAACCAUGACUGCCCGGGGGCCCUCGAAGAUCGGACAGAAGAGGUGGAGGACGGCAUGUCUGGGGACGAGAGGGAGGAACAACGCAGCGAAGGGCUGGCGGUGGAGCACGGAGGUGAGGCGGAGGCAGCGGAAGAGCACGAGGCUCCGCAAGGCGUGAUCAACUCAGCAGCGAAAUAUCCGCUGGAAACCAACAAUCUGGUGAAGCCAGCCAGAACGACAAUGGAAGUCCAUUUGGAAUCUUCCCAGCCCCUCCGCAACUCAGACCAUAAGGUCGACAAGGAUCUACCAAGGGAAGUCAAUAAUCAGACUGACGGAGUUACAAUUAGAGAGAGCCAAGUGUCAUAUGUCCCUGAGGAAAAACAGGCGUUCGUGGUGAACAGAACGCCCAAACCCUUUUUGUCAGAGGGCGUCUCUCCAAAACCUUACAAGCCACAAGCUGGACCUCCCGAGAGCUCUCCUUCCUCUCCGGCUUAUGCCCACCCUCCCCCGGUGUCCCGGAUGACAUCUCCGCCACCCUGUGCCGCCUCCAGCCCAUCAGCUGUUGGGGAAGCAGCCAGGCCACCAGCGAUGUGGGUCAAGAAGACUGGCAUCUUGGAGGAAUCAAGGAUGCACAGAGCUGGGAGGAAGCCCAUGUUCACCUUCCACGAGAAGCCAAAAGUUGCACCCAACCCCGAGCUCCUGUCACUGGUACAAGGGAUAGACGUCAAGAAGAAGAGCGCCCAGGGAGAGGCGCUAACUGAGGAGGACUACCUCGGUCUGGGGGCCGAGGCUGCCACCUUUACCCAGCAGAAGCCUUCACCCCCUGUUGCCCCCAAGCCCGUGGUCUCCAGCCAAGUUGACCCCCCAGUUCCAGAAUGGGCGUCUUGCUUGAAGCCACCGGAACUGAGGGCGCCCCGCAGGUCAGGUGCCACACAGACACUGGCAGAGGUCAAAGGGAAAGGGGCGGAGCUGUUUGCCCGCCGACAGUCGCGAAUGGAGAGGUACACCAUUGAGUCAUCGCCAGCCAAAGAGAACCAGCCCCGGCCCCCCUCCCCGACCAUGUCUUUGCCGCCGUCUUGGAAGUGCGGUGACGAGCGGCGCAGCCCGUCGCCACUCAACCACAGGAGCUUCCACCUCGGCUCCAGAUCGCCGCCGUCCGCCUUCGCCCAAGUCGACAAGGUGAAGAGCGGCCCCCGGGCGCCGGCUGGCUCGCCGAGGCACCGGCCUCACCAGCUGAGCUCCUCGCUGUUCAUCAUCUCCCCGGACAAGAGCCCGCUGACCUCCCUGCCCAGGGGAGCGCCCUCGCCACCCAGGCCGGUGCUCGCCGGCACCGCGACCUACGUCAGGCAGGCAUCGGCGCCGCCCCCCUCCUGCCCUCCGGCAGCCGCCAAGCCGCCCGCUGCCGCCGCCGGGCUCAACGGGUUCGCCAACCACAGCGCCAGCCUCGACCUGGGAGCGCCAAGCUUCCAGCCCGCCCCGGCCUCUCCCAGCAGCUCUCCCUCGCCCAGGACCAGGGAGGUGACGCAGGCUCCGAGACCUUCCUUCUCCACCCGGAAAGCAGGACUCGAACCCCAGCAGGGACUAACAUCUCCCACUACCUCGGCCUGGAAACCCAGCCUUGAUCGAAGACUGAGCAGUCCACGACUGUACACGGACACCUUCCGGACUCAGGCAGCCAGUGAGUAUCGGCCUGGCAGUCCCAAAUCUCCCUUCUACCCUAUCAGUCCGCCAGCCACCGCACUCUUCAAUAACUGGUCUCCGCUGAGGGAGACGAAGGCCAGCUCGCCCGUCAGGCCCGGAGGGGACAGCAUGGACAACCGCCGCCUGAAGGACCUGCUCGCCAAGAACGUGGUCAAUGCAGCCCGUCGGAAGAAGCUCUCGAGUCCCACUGCCUCCCCCACCAGCCCAGGAGACCUCCCACCCACCCCGAGCCCGCGGGCCAGCUGCCUCUCACCCCCGUUGCCUCUGACGCCCAGCGUUGCCUCUCCGGACACUCUGACCCAGUCUGUCCGCACACCUCUCAGGCCCUACCGCAGGUCACUGACCGACUCGGAGUUCUCACUGGGGUCUGACGAUUCUGGGCCCAGGUCCCCCAGUUACUACAACUUCUGCCCAAGGGGAUGGACUGGGAGCAAACUGAGGCAGAGUGAGCAGUUAUAAGCACACAGAGAGGAAGCAGGGUGGUGAGCGCGCAUGUGUGGGUGACUGUGUGCGAAUGUGUGUGUGUGUAUGAGUGCGUGUGUACAUGCGUGUUGAGUGACUGUGUGUGUGUGAGUGAAUGUGCAUGUGUGUGUGUGCAAGUGUGUGUCUAUGUGACUGAGAG